GACGCCGCUGGCGCCGCAGCCGAGGCGGCCGCUCCCGCCGGCGUCGAGGGCGUGGCGGCGAGGCUGCGGGCGGCCGGCGCCUCACUGACUUUGCCCCGGCCGCCGCCCGCCGGCCGCCGCGUCUCCCCAGGCCUGGUCCCUCGCGGCGCCGGGUUUCCCACGUAGCCCGUGCUGCCGCCCCGGCCGCUCCCUGCCUGCCUGCGGCGGCUACGCGCGCAGUAGAUGCCUGGUAGACACCUUAGAACUUUAAAAACGGAAAAGACCUGCUUUUAGGGGAUAAUGCUAAGGGACACUAUGAAAUCUUGGAAUAAUAGCCAGUCAGAUCUCUGUAACAGUGACCAAGAAGAGGAAGAAGAGAUGAUUUUUGGUGAAAAUGAAGAUGAUUUGGAAGAGAUGAUGGAUUUAAGUGAUCUGCCUACCUCACUAUUUGCUUGCAGUGUCCAUGAAGCAGUGUUUGAGGUGCAAGAGCAGAAGGAGAGAUUUGAAGCACUUUUCACCAUCUAUGAUGACCAAGUUACAUUUCAGUUGUUUAAAAGCUUCAGAAGAGUCAGAAUAAAUUUCAGCAAACCUGAGGCAGCAGCACGUGCUCGAAUAGAACUCCAUGAAACAGACUUCAACGGGAGGAAGCUUAAGCUGUAUUUUGCACAGGUACAGAUGUCCAGUGAAACACGGGACAAGUCAUAUCUACUGCCACCCCAGCCUGUCAAACAGUUCCUCAUCUCCCCCCCAGCAUCUCCUCCCGUGGGAUGGAAGCAGGGGGAAGACGCGAUGCCUGUUAUAAAUUACGAUUUACUCUGUGCUGUUUCCAAAUUGGGACCAGGAGAGAAAUACGAACUUCACGCAGGCACUGAGUCCACACCGAGCGUGGUGGUUCAUGUCUGUGAAAGUGAAACUGAAGAGGAAGAAGAAACAAAAAACCCCAAACAGAAAAUCACGCAGACACGGCGCCCCGAACCUCCAGCCACCACGCUGAGCGAGCCCCAGACCUUCGACUGUGCACUCUUUGGGAAAGAAAUGCCAGAUUCACUUUGACUGUCAGAACCGAGUGGCCCCAACGUGUGCACACUCCUCUCGUCCCUGUACUGUCACUGGCAGAGGAAAGGGAUGCGCCGUCCCUCCUCGAGCUGCAGCUUUGGAAGCUUGACUGACUAUGACCUCUGGCGGCCACCACGCCCUGCCAUUUGUGACCAUGUCCUGGCCGGUAGCGUUCGACUGUCUCCAACCACCAGUUGAGGUUUUUUCUGUUAUACCUAUUUGUGUGUUGUCAUUCACAGACUAUACAUUAGACAAGGUAAUAGUAAGAUUUUCUGAAGACCAUUUUUAAAUUGUCCACUUAAAUCUUUUUCAGUUGGCUUUGAAAGAAAAGCCACACACCUUUUUUUUCUAUGAAUUAGGGAGAGAUGGGGCAGAAGAAGAUGGUUUCGUUAGUCAGACUUUUCUUUCUGGUGUAACUUUUUUACCCUGGCCUCCCAUUGUCAUUUUCCGUUAAAACAGAAUUGUUUCCUGCUGGUGUUUGGUGUAUCCUUGAACCUGCUGAAGUAGAAGCAGGCAUCUUAUUAACUCUUUGUGAUCCAUUCAGACUUCAAAGUCCCUUUCGUAGAAAAGUGUUGUAACUAAGAAUGCUUUGCUUUGGGUUAGGUGGCUCUGUUGAUUCUCUGCACACUCUGAGGUUUUCUUUGUGUGGCAAGAGUCUGGAGCUCCCUGGGGUAUUCGUGAAGGGACAUGUGAGUUUGGACUAACACACCAAUGUGGCUGCCACUACAAAGGAAGGAAAAUGCAGAAAUUCAGGCCAUGUGCUGUCUGUAUGUUUUUGGUAACAUGUUUCUGUGAUUUAGAUGUUCUUAUUGUGGUAGAAUUUAUUUCUGAUGUCUUAACUUUAUUGCAAAAAAAAAAAUCUAUAUUUUCCUUCCCCUCAAGUACUCUGAGAUGAUCAACUCUUCUAUUUGUAGAUACCCACCACUGCUAAGCCUCAAUGUAAAUUCAGUUGAAAUUUGUGAUUCCAAAAGCAGUUUAUUAAAUUCAUCAUUUGACAGUUUAACUGGCAGUCACUUACUAAAUUUACUUUGCAGUUCUAAAUUCAGCCUUUUGCCAAUUUUUAAUCUUAUCUGGGUGCACUACCUUAUCACUGCAGAAUGGACCCUGUAAGUCAGGAAAUGUGUGUAUUUUCAACAUUUGGAAGGGUUUGAAUCGCCUUUUAGGUCAUAUUUUACCUUUGAAGUAAUUUAUUCAUUGUCAUUUUCUAAGUGAUCAAAAGUCAUGAUAUUUUAUUAUUUGGCUUGGCUUUCAUGCUCUACCUUCCAGUUAAAGAAUACUCUAUCCCUAACUAAAACUUUCUUCUAAAGUCAAGUAAUGCCAAUUACCUGAAUUUUUCUUUUUUUUUUUUUUGAGUGUUGAGUAAAUUGAAGAAAGAUUUAAACCAAAAUUAAAUAUAUAUUAAAUAAUAUAUAUUUUAUGUAAUAUGUAAUUAUUUAAUAUAUAUUAAACUUUUCUGAGUGGAGAACAUUAAUAUUUUCAUUUUUUCUAGUAUAGUACUUCCAUAAGGUAAACUCUGUAAAAAACAACUAAAUGCCCAUUAACUUUUUAACAUUGUGAAAUCAACCACAUGUUAUGGUCUCUGUCCUUUUUUGGUUAUUUUGUAUCCAGUUCACAUAUCCAUCUUGUGAGAGGUGAGUCUCAUCCAUCUUUUUUUUCAAGUUCCUUUUAAUAAUUUUAUCUGCAUUUUUUUCUUCUUUGAAAUCAAGUCAUUGCUUAGAUUUAACUGAUACUACAGUAGCCAUGUUUUCUAUAGAAAUCAUAACAUCCUCUCAGGAAUCAAUUUAUUGAGACAGUUAUGAGGAAAGAAGAUGAUGUUUUUGGUUAGGAAAAAACAUUUGUGAAGGGUAAGAAAACCAAAGCACUUAAUAAGGAUAGUUGAUGGAACCUGUGGCGCAUUGGCUCUCAUGUUCUUGCUUCUUUCAACUCACUCACCUGACGAAACCAGAAGUUAAUCCAUUUAGUACUUGUGGGAGCAUCUGCUAGUUUAAGAUGCUAAGAGGCAGAAACGGUAAGAGCAGUUCUCUUACCUGAGAGCGCUGAAAAUCAGGUGGAAAGCAAACGAGUCGUUUCACAUUCUGCUCCUUCAAAAUGGUGUACACUAAAACCUGUCAGUAACGAAGAACCAAGUAAAAGCUCCUGGGAACUUUCAAGUUCAACGCAAAGGUUUAAAUAUGCUUUGUGGUUGAUGGGGUGUUUGAAUUAAAGAGCUGCAGGAGUUAGAGUCGGGCUCAGCACCUUCGUUCUUACAGUUGUUUGUGUUUCCCAUUCACAUUAAAAUUCCAUCUUUUAAGAAUGUUGUGAUCUAAAGUGGGAAGACUUGAUUUCUCAGAAUCUCAGCUACAAAGCUGCAGGUGACUUUGGAAACCGUAUAGUUGUGUUACUCGGACUAGAAAACAGGAGAUGAGACUUGCUGCAAAGUCCAUGGAAAGGCAGCCCCGGUUCUAGAAUUGGCAUUCAUUCCCAACUCGCAGGCUAGGGCUUUCUCUACUUUUUCUUGCAUUAGCCUCUUAAAGACACUCAGAGACAGUGAACCCCAGCCACAAGAAGACAAAAACAAAAAAGGAGAAAGUUAUUUUUCUCCUGUUGGGAUACAAUGAAUAAGAUAAAUCUUAUCUGAUGAAGUCAGUGACUUAGCAGUUUUAAUGAAUGAAUUUGAUGUUCCAUGUUUUGUGUUUUUGUUGUCACUGUACCAUUGGGUUUGGAAUCCUUUUAAAUAAUGUUAUGUUGAUAGGCAGCAGCUGCGCUGACAUUUAAUCCAAUGUGAGUUUGGAGUGGAGUGACACUCUCACUCACUGCUUGUAAACUGGAGUCCUGUUAAAUAUUGAAGCCUGACCGUGCUUCAUAUUUUUGCAUAGACUCUUUUACAGACCGUGGCUUUAUUUUUUAAAGGGAAAAUUUCAAGCAUAAUUAAGCAAUGGAAAAUGUCCAAAAUUCUUUGGUGCGUCAGGUUCACUGUCUGCUGGCACCCUUUCUUUUCUACACAGUUGUGUACUUCAUCCCUGUCCUGCAGGUGAGCGUGCUCAGUCUUUCCCUUCUUUGCACAUUUGCAGUUAUAUAUUCCAGUGUGAAAGGAAAUAAAUUACUUACAAUAAGUGUGACAAUAAAAAGAAACGAAAGACUUGGCAAAAUUGUUGCCUCCUAGCUGAGGAGGUAAGUCCACAUUGUAGAACCUCACCUUUUAAAAAGUUAAAUAAAUUUAAAGAAUAAGAUUUAUGAACCUUGUCCAACAAUUUGAUAAAUACAUGUUUUUUAAACUUUUGUUGGAGUGGAGUCACACAGAACCUCUUCAUUUAAAUGCUGUUAUUUUUUAAAUCAUGAAUUGGGAGAAUGGUAAUAAUUUGGAGAGUGUUGUUAUUACCAAAUAUACAGUCAACAGAGCAACUGAAAUUUGCAACAAAUCCUAGGUUCACUAACUAAAAAAAUUAUGAAAAUGGUCAAGUAUAAAAUAGUAGUUUCUGGCCAUGGCUAAGAAGAACUAACUAACCUUAGGUUGAGUCAGUGUCUCUGUCCAUUUAAAUGAAAGUUUAAAGACUUUUCACUUGACUAGCCAUGCGGUCUAUCUUGUAAACCUACAUUUCCUCUUGAAACAAAACCAUGUUCUUCAGGCUCUUGGAACUCCCUUGGAGAGAGGCUGAAAGUCCAUCCUUGUUGUGAGGGAAGACUUAUAUCUAUGCAGCGAAUGUGUGUUUUUCUGUAUUGUUGUCUAUUUAGUCCCCAAUCCCUCUCCUUCACGUUGGGGACUGAGGAGGGAGGGGCAAAGGUGGCUGAUCUCGUCGGUGUGCUGUUCGUCCCACUGCUUCUCCGCCCAGGGGGCCCCAGUGCUUUCGUGUCUGCUGCACUGUGCGUAUUCUCCAAGUUUAAGGAAAGUUUCUCCAUCAUUUCACUUCUGUCUUAUUGAACCCAGGGGUUGAACUUACUGUUUUAUCUGAACAUGUUUGUGAUCUUAUGCUGCAUUCUGGGGGCACAUUACUUUCCUGGUACUAUAAACUGUAGUGGGUAUUAUUGUACUUCAGAAAGCUCGUCAGUGCUUCCCGUCUGUGAAUUCCACGUUUCACUGUGCUUCAAGUGGUGAUUCAUAGUUUGUAGCCCUUGGUUAUUUGUCAGCUUUGGCUCUUCCAUAUUUUGGGGACAUUUAAACAAUCCUUGUCCUAUCGUGGUGACAAAAGCAGAAUGUCAUUUUGGGGGGAAUCUGUGAUUAAUUGUAACAAGUUUUGUUUUUAAAGCUAAUAAAGUUUAGUGUUUUGGUUUUUUUUUUAA
Molecule: messenger RNA, 5292 nt
Organism: Camelus dromedarius (Arabian camel)
Lineage: Eukaryota; Metazoa; Chordata; Mammalia; Artiodactyla; Camelidae
Gene: RCAN3
Product: RCAN family member 3
Exons: 6
Coding region: 280-1032 (250 amino acids)
Biological process (GO): calcium-mediated signaling
Cellular component (GO): nucleus; cytoplasm
Molecular function (GO): nucleic acid binding; calcium-dependent protein serine/threonine phosphatase regulator activity
Source: RefSeq, a predicted model, not a curated record